Messenger RNA from Lepidothrix coronata (blue-crowned manakin), 426 nucleotides. RefSeq names its product afadin-like. Gene Ontology annotation, molecular function: cell adhesion molecule binding. The record is from RefSeq and is a predicted model, not a curated record. The transcript is spliced from 3 exons. NCBI's taxonomy places the organism in Eukaryota, Metazoa, Chordata, Aves, Passeriformes, Pipridae. Gene Ontology annotation, biological process: signal transduction; regulation of protein localization. Gene Ontology annotation, cellular component: adherens junction. The annotation marks the transcript as partial.
AUGUCGGGCGGCGGCGGCGGCAGCCGGGAGGAGGAGCGGCGCAAACUCGCCGACAUCAUCAACCACUGGAACGCGAACCGGCUGGACCUGUUCGAGAUCAGCGACCCCACAGAGGAUCUGGAGUUUCAUGGAGUAAUGAGAUUCUACUUUCAAGACAAAGCAGCUGGAAAUUUUGCAACAAAAUGUAUCCGUGUCUCUAGUACUGCCACAACUCAAGAUGUGAUAGAAACUCUUGCAGAGAAGUUUCGACCAGACAUGCGAAUGUUGUCAUCUCCGAAAUAUUCGCUUUAUGAAGUGCAUGUCAGCGGCGAAGAAAGAAGAUUAGAUGUAGAUGAGAAGCCUCUUGUUGUACAAUUAAACUGGAACAAAGACGAUCGAGAGGGAAGGUUUGUCCUCAAGAAUGAAAACGAUACACUUCCUCCAAAG